AGAAACCUGAAAGCUAGUCAUGAAGCUGUUAGAUGUGAAGUUGUUAGUGGUGUGCACGUGUGCAGUGAUGGUGUGUGUGGAGGCGCGGUGUCUGCGCGGGCCUCGACCCGUCCUGGACGACGAGGCUGCCUCGGAGAACCGCGAACCAGGGCUGAGGAGGAUCGAGGACUCGCUCCUCCUGAGGGCGCUGAGGAGGACCCGGGAGCCUCCCCAGGAGGUGGCGGUGGUGCCCGACGAGGGAGUCCCGGACAAGAAGCCCGAGUCCUGGAGACCAGAGGCGCUGUUGUUCUGCGCGUUGAUCCCCGUCGUGGCAGUGGCAGUGGCCAUGGCGGGGCUGAAGCUGGCCGGCGUGGACCUCGUCGUGGAACCGCAGCGCCAGUGGGACUCCCCGCGGGACUCCCCGUGGGACGCCCCGUGGGACGCCCCGUGGAAAGGCCCCUGGGGCGCGCCGUGCCAGAUGUGCUUCGACCUCCCGGCGGCGAGGCAGCUGGCGGAUCCAGGGAGCUGCCACGUCCAGCGGCGCUUCACCCGUCCUCACAUCUCUACAGUGGAUAUUUUUUAGUAAAAAAAAAUAUAUAAUUUAAAAUAUCAUGAUUACAAAAAAGAUUUUUUACGCUACUGAUAUUAUAUUGAACCAUUUUACGUUGCUUGCCACCAUCAAACGCAGAUAGCAAUCAGCAGCACGACCGAAAAGGAAAUUCGAAACUAUUGGAGUUGAUUUUCGACAAGGGAUUUUAUUAAAAUACUGCCCGUCUUUUUUUAACACGCUUUUAUUAGCUUCAUACGUAUGUAUGUUAGUAUGUAACGGAAUCUUUGAACAUGUUUUUGAUCCCCUUCAAAAGGUCGGAUUAACUCGAACUUUGGCAUACUUAUCAAUGACCGAUGACAAUUCAAUAUUUUAAACAGUUAGACUCGUUAUCCUUUCUAGGAUAAUCAGGAUUAGCGUUUUUUUGUUUUCCUAAAACUUGUAGUGUCUUUGCGCCAAGACCAAGAAGGGAAACUACGAGGCGCGCUGAUCACAUAUUUCUCGGAUAAGUUACCGACUUUGAAUAAGAUGAAAUUUUCGGAGAGGGAACCUGAGAACCGGCUAUCUCAUCCAAGGGAGGCAGCAGGCGCCCAAAUCGCUCAUUUCUCGGAUAAGUUACUGACAAAAUAAACAUCAAUGACUUCCCAAUUUUAUUGAAAAUCAUUCAUUUGCAUAGCUGAUAUUGAAAAUAUUGUGUACUAUAGUUCUUUAACACGCUAUAUCGAAUAUAUAUUUUAAAAGCAGCCUAUAUUUUCUCAAACUCACUUUAAUAGUAAAUUGAUGUAAUAAAGAAAAAAAUGAAAAAUAAA
Molecule: messenger RNA, 1335 nt
Organism: Bacillus rossius redtenbacheri
Lineage: Eukaryota; Metazoa; Arthropoda; Insecta; Phasmatodea; Bacillidae
Exons: 2
Coding region: 20-562 (180 amino acids)
Source: RefSeq, a predicted model, not a curated record